AUGGCUGACACUUUAGCAACCGACAAGGAAUCUGCCGAGCAUCAGCAACAAGAGAUCGAGGUCAGCCAUGAGUCAACAGGUCAAAAGCGCAAAACAGACGAUGAGUCGACCGAUCAACCAGCGCAAAAGCAACGGCGAGUGAAGAAGCAACGUCAAAAGGAUUUCCGUGAUACCAAUGAUCUCGAUAAUGUGGAAUACGUUAUUGAAAAUGGCCUGCGAAAGGUGAAGCCAUACUUUUUUGAAUACCGUGCCUAUGCAAAAGGCCGAUGGAUGAAGCGAGAGAUCUUGAACGUCUUUAAAGAAGAAUUCCAAGACCGUGAUGAAAAGUAUUAUCGUCAUGCCAUUGAAACGGGAUUGAUCACUAUUAAUGGCGAGCGUGUUCCUCUCGACUACGUUAUAAUGAACAAUGAUAUCCUUGGUCACAAGAUCCAUCGUCAUGAACCUAUUGUCACGGCUGAAUCGAUUGAUAUCGUACAUCGAGACGACGACCUGCUUGUGAUUAAUAAACCUGGCGGUAUUCCGGUGCACCCUGCUGGUCGAUAUAGACACAACACCGUCAUCCAUGUGCUACGUAAGGAGCUUGGUGUGUCUAGAUUAUACCCUGCAAAUCGCCUUGAUCGACCCACAUCUGGACUCAUGCUUAUUGGCCUUAAUUCUGAAAGGGCAAGACAAUUUGAAAGCCAAAUGGUACAAGGCAAGAUCCAAAAAGAAUAUGUAUGCCGAGUGGUAGGUGAAUUCCCAGAGGGUGAAAUUACAUGUGAUGCGCCUAUCAAGACUAUCUCCUACAAGCUUUCUUUGAACUAUGUCCACCAAGAUGGCAAGGAAUGCAAGACCGUUUUUGAAAGACUCAGCUACAAUGGCAAAACAAGCGUGGUUCGUUGUCGACCCAAGACGGGAAGAACGCAUCAAAUUCGAGUCCAUCUUCGUUACCUUGGAUACCCUAUUGCCAAUGAUCCUACCUACAGCGAUGAUCAACCAUGGUCGCCUUUGAUGGGAUAUGGACAAACAUUGGAUGAUGAACAAGCGGACAAGGUGGUGCAAAAGGUGCUUGAGGCUUCCAAAUUUCCGGAAGGCAUGUGGAAUGACAAUGACAAGGAGACCACUGAUGACAAAGUCAAGGAGGAGGAGGAGGAGGACGAUGAAACACCCAAGGCACAGAAACCUCGAUGUAAAGAAUGCGGGCUGGUCCUGACAGAAGAACCAAAAUAUAGAGAGCUCAAGAUUUGGCUUCAUGCAUGGCGUUAUGCGGGUGAGGGUUGGGCUUAUGAGACCAAGAUCCCUGAUUGGGCACAAGAAUCAUUUGUAGAAUAG
Messenger RNA from Lichtheimia ornata, 1311 nucleotides. RefSeq lists its product as uncharacterized. Lineage: Eukaryota; Fungi; Mucoromycota; Mucoromycetes; Mucorales; Lichtheimiaceae. The transcript has 7 exons. Gene Ontology annotation, biological process: pseudouridine synthesis. Bases 1 to 1311 code for a protein of 436 amino acids. The record is from RefSeq and is a predicted model, not a curated record. Gene Ontology annotation, molecular function: pseudouridine synthase activity; RNA binding.